GAGAGUUUGGGGUGAAGAUUAAUCCCUUCUCUCUGGAGCUGGUGGAUAAAGAAUAAUCCUGUUUUUCCUUCCUUGUGCAAAUUGGAUUAUCAAUUGGGAAGAUGGGUGAUUGGAAGACCUUGUCUUUUACUGAAGCUGAAACUACCCCAGAUGCAAAGAAUUUUGCGUUUAGGCAUGUUUCUCAGUCUGCUUCACCGUUCUCCACUGCCGGUACUGUCACAUUGCUUUGUUCUCCAGUGGUGUCACUCCAGAAGGUUUUUGGCCAAACUGCUUUCUGCUGGGCUGACAACGUAGAAGAAUGCCUCUCAUACCUCAGCAAGGAGCUGAGUGUCUUGGGACUGCCUUCUUUGUACGCCAAUGACAGUUUUGAGGAGAGUCCUACUUCAAACUUUAACCUUGUUGCCCUGAUAAAUUGCACACACUACCUGCUGCAGCUCCAUCGGAGGGAUGUGGUCAGAAUGGAUGAACUUGAAUCAGCGCAGUUUAAAUCCUUCAGUGAGCAGGACCGCUUGAGAAACAGCCAAUUAAAGCUACAGGAACAAGUAGAAGUGCUCGAGAGGGAACUUGCUGGGCUACAGGCCAAGGAACAGCAAGCGCAGAAAAGCAUCCACAAUCUGAAUAACCUCCUAAAGAACAAUAAGGAUGAGGUGGUGAAGCUGCAGAGUAUCAUUAAGAGCCGUGCUGCUCAGCACACCCACGACCUGAAGAGGAAGGAACAGGAGCUGGGCAAACUGAAGGAGAAGAUGCAUCAGCACCUGACAGAUAAACGGGACAAAAGGAUGGCUAUAGAUAUCCUGAAUCACAUUGGGCGACCUGAUGGAAGGCGCUCCUUGUGGAGAACGGGAAAGACUGAAUCAAGGAGGGAAGAGGAGAUGUACAAGGUUCUUGCCAAUAACUAUGAGACACAACUCAAGGAGCUGGUGCUGGACAAUGCAGAGUUGAAGAGAGCUCUGAACCACAUGAAGAAGGAGAUGAGUGAACUUCUCAGCCCCCAGGAGAAAUCAGGUUCCCUUCAGUCCCUGGUGGAGGAAGACGUGAGCCUCAAUGAGUCGCAGGAUAUGGACAGAAAGCUCCUUAUGGAUGGCAUUCAAAAGCAUUGGAACUUGUUAAAGGAUCACUUGGAAAAACUAGGAAUGGCUGCUGCCCACAAGUCACCAAUUGCUGGGGAGGGUGAGCACGUCGUCAGUGUUACUGAUCACGACAAGGAAAUGGCCAAGCUGAAACUGGAACUUGAGCAGAGCAAACAGAUCAUCCGGGAGCAGCAGCAGGUUCUCCAGGACCAGCUGGCCAUCAAGAAGGAAGAUCUCACCCAAGGCCCCGAUUUGCUGGAAGAAAUGGAAUGGUUUAACAAGGAGCGGCAGUUGUUUGAGGAGCAGAGGGAGAAUUUUAAGAUGGAGAGGGAAACGUUCACAGAGGCAGCAAUCCGUCUGGGCCGGGAGAGAAAAUUGUUUGAGGAGGAACGUGCACAACUCAGAAAGGAGCAGUUCUUUAACUUGACCCCAUUUCGGCAACACAGGGCAAAACCCAGUCGGAAGUUACGGACUCCUUGUGCUAUGGCCAGCCCUGACAAACAAAACGUACCUCUGCUUCCAACCAGUCACAGGAUGGGCACACAGACCAUGUGUUCGCACCGUCCUCUGCACACACCGAGCCCGCCAACCAAAGGCACAACCUCCCGGCGACAUUCGCUGCCAAUGACCCAUGAGUUGUAUAAAGUUUUGGGGCUAAUUCCAGAAUGGAACUUCAGGAAUGCAACUACUGUACGACUAGGAAGAUCCUGCAGCACGAGAGACAGCCCAUCUGUCCAGCGAGAUUCGGCAACCCAACCGAGGAACGAUUUGGGAUGGAUCAGCACGGCCCUGCUUGUGAAUGAAUCUGAUGAUUGUUUCUACAUUGGGCACUUGCACACACCAGUCUAAUGGUCUAAUUUCUUCUGCUACAGUUGUAUACACUUAAGUUGAGAAGCAGGUGUCAGCUGCUCAGUGUCUGCAAUAAUCGAUUCCUUGCCUUGCUGCUGGGUCAGGAUGAGAUUUCUAAUUGUUUUUAGUGGAGUUAAUUCUCCUUGAAACAACAUUUUGCUGCAGAGCAGAAUGACCUAAUUUAUCGCAAAGUUUUAGAAUGGUGAACUCGUUCCCAGGAUAACUAAGGUUGGAGAUGUGAUCCCCAACCACUUGGGUCUAUGUGAUGUACAACUGCAUUUUAAAUUGUCCCCAGUUCAUGUACAGUUGACAGACAUUCUGGAACCUGAGGAUUUGCAUGUAGAAAUAAGUUGAUGUUUGAGACUCUGUACUAUUGCAGUGUUGACAAGCAUCCAAAAAGUGUGUUUUAAUAAACUUUCUCUUGCCAAUAUAA
Messenger RNA from Pristis pectinata (smalltooth sawfish), 2352 nucleotides. Its product is annotated as afadin- and alpha-actinin-binding protein-like. Bases 102 to 1919 code for a protein of 605 amino acids. The transcript is spliced from 14 exons. Lineage: Eukaryota; Metazoa; Chordata; Chondrichthyes; Rhinopristiformes; Pristidae. The record is from RefSeq and is a predicted model, not a curated record.